UGCAGCCCCAGCCCACUGAGCAGGCGUCACAGCAAGAAGACCAAGCACACAGGAGAGAUGGCACUGGUGAGAGAAGGAUGCUGCCCCCUGCUGCUGCUCCUGCUGCUGGGGCUGUGGGUGGUUGAGAUCCCAGUCAGUGCCAAGCCCAAGGGCAUGACCCCAUCUCAGUGGUUUAAAACUCAGCAUGUGCAGCCCAGCCCUCGCGCAUGCAACUCAGCCAUGAGAAACAUCAAUAACUACAACAAACGGUGCAAAGACCUCAACACCUUCCUGCACGAGCCCUUCUCCAGCGUGGCCGCCACCUGCCAGACCCCCAACAUAACCUGCAAGAAUGGCCACCAUAAAAACUGCCACCAGAGCCAUGGGUCCCUGUCCCUGACCAUGUGUAGGCUCACCUCAGGGAAGUACCCGGACUGCAGGUACAAAGAGGAGCACCUGAAAAAGUCUUACAUAGUGGCCUGUGACCCUCCACAACAGGGUGACCCAGAGUACUCACUUGUUCCUGUGCACUUGGAUAAAGUUGUGUAAGGUCUGGUGCCCACGCUCCACCCCACGCUCUGCAGACUGUAUGUGCUGCUGUUCCUCCCUCAAGUUCUUUAUUAAUCCUUGCUUCCCAUCGCAAAUGCCAUUUCUCUCCCACACACCCAAUCUCACAUAUUCCUGGUUCUUUAGGGGGUUUUAUGGAUGCUCCAAAUGAUGAGGGAAGAGGGCAGAUUCUCUUCAGCCUUUCAAUGCAGCUUACUUUGAAGCCCUUCCAGAGUCAAGCACUCAGGAUCCCCACAAGGAUGGAUCGGAGUUUGGUGAGGCCUGUGGCUUAUCUAAUGUUGAAGACCCUCUUAAAGAAAAAGAACAUAAAAUUACAAAUCCAAAAUAAGUCAGAUCCUAGGAAGGGCUGUGGUUGGACAGUUCAGGGAGAUCCCAGACAGGGGUGAUUAUCUAAGAAAGGAAGGAAGGGGAAUCUAUGCUGUGUCCUCUGUGCUGGGGAAAGAAAUGCUUCUGAUCUUGCUGUAAUAAAGACUCUGCUGU
Molecule: messenger RNA, 1026 nt
Organism: Saimiri boliviensis boliviensis (Bolivian squirrel monkey)
Lineage: Eukaryota; Metazoa; Chordata; Mammalia; Primates; Cebidae
Product: ribonuclease 8-like
Biological process (GO): innate immune response; defense response to Gram-negative bacterium; defense response to Gram-positive bacterium
Molecular function (GO): RNA nuclease activity; nucleic acid binding
Source: RefSeq, a predicted model, not a curated record